UCGCAUAGUUAUAGCACCCGUUUACCCAAUACGAGAGCCCGCGUUCGAGGCGUUGUUAAAUUCCACGGUAGAGACAUCGUUUGGACGCCAGCGCAUUCACCGAUAUGGUUGUGUUGUGAGUUAGCAAUAUGGAGGAUGUCGAAACAAUCGUGCUAGACGGUUCGAGAGUACAGGAAGAGGAAACGGCAGUGUCCGGUGCAGAUGCCGAUAAAACAAAAGCGGAGUUUGUUUGGACCCUGCUGGCCACCUGGCACCUGGUCAACACCCGACUAGAAAUGGACCAGGCUUUCGAGCAGCCCGUGUGCAAGAAGAAGAAACUGUGGGAGGCGGUGGCGGAGAAGGUGAACGCUCAGCUGAGGGAGAGGGACGGGGCGGACGUCUGGGUCAAGUCCUACGAGUGCGACCUCAAGUGGCGGAACAUGCUGACCACCUACAGGAAGAACGCCGCCAGGGCCAAGAGGCUGGGGGAGGCCAGCGUCCACUGGGAGUUCUUCAGGAGGAUGCACCAGGUCCUGGGCAAGAACCGGGAGGACAUGGACGCCCUGCGCCGGGCCAAGCUGAGCGGGACCGAGGCGGGAAAGGCCGCGGCGAGCAAGAGGUUCACGCCCAUUCUGCCUUCGCCUCCCGCCGCUUCGCCCUGCCCGCCGCCGCCACCACCCUCACGGCCUCCGCAGGACGUCCUGCAGCUAUACAUGGAGCUGCAGGAGAGGAAGCUGAACAUGUGGGCCCAGCAGAAGGCCCUGGAGGAGAGGAAGAUCGAGGCCCUCAACAACUUGGCCCAGGCCAUCUCCCGCCUGGCUCACAGAGACUCUCAGCUGGGCAAAGAUGGCCGCUAGUUCCACACCGAGACAAUGUCGGCGAUAAACGUCAACAAGCGAGAUGGCGACUUAUCCAGGGUGUACCCCGCCUUCUGCCCGAAUGCAGCUGAGAUAGGCUACAGCACCCUCCGACCCCAAAAGGGACAAGCGGUAGAAAAUGGAUGGAUGGAAGCUUUUUGAAGGCAACCUUUGGCCCUAGUGUGUGAAUGUUGCCCUGCGAUGAGGUGGCGACUUGUCCAGGGUGUACACCGCCUUCCGCUCGAUUGUAGCUGACAUAGGCGCCAGUGCCCCCCGCGAUCCCAAAGGGAAUACGCGGUAGAAAAACGGAUGGAUGGAUUCUCGCUGAAAAGAAUGCUUUUCACAUCUUUCAUAAACAUUACGGUCAAAGUUUUGUUCUGUCUGAAGACACUUUUGCGAUACAUUGCCAUCUAGUGGGUAAAACGUAGAACUGCAACAUGUUGAAACCUACAUUUGGAAGCAUUAAAAGUGACUUUUUUAUUAA
Molecule: messenger RNA, 1320 nt
Organism: Nerophis ophidion (straightnose pipefish)
Lineage: Eukaryota; Metazoa; Chordata; Actinopteri; Syngnathiformes; Syngnathidae
Exons: 2
Coding region: 129-836 (235 amino acids)
Source: RefSeq, a predicted model, not a curated record